AUGGAACCAGUUAAUGAUGGAGAAAUAGUGGAGGCUCACAGCGAGGUUACUACCGGCGUCUCACCAUAUCAGUCACCUCAAAGGCUCGUGAUUGAGAAUACUCCGGCGAAUCUAAGCCAUGACGUUAAAUAUAUUCAAUACAAUCUUAGUGGGAAUAUCUUUGAAGUCACCGCAAAGUAUCAGCCACCAAUCAAGCCUAUUGGCAGAGGUGCUUAUGGCAUCGUUUGUUCGGCUCUGAAUUCUGAGACUAAUGAGAAGGUAGCAAUAAAGAAAAUCAUGCAUGCAUUUGAUAAUCAUAUAGAUGCAAAGAGAACUCUUCGGGAAAUCAAGCUUCUCCGUCACUUCAAUCAUGAAAAUAUCAUUGGAAUCAAAGACAUAAUAUUGCCUCGUGAGCGAUAUGCUUCUGAAGAUGUUUACGUUGCUUAUGAAUUGAUGGACUCUGACCUUCAUGAAGUCAUAAUAUCCAAUUACCAACUAUCCCCAAUUCAUUACGAGAUCUGUGAUUUCGGGCUUGCUCGUGCCACUUCAGAGGGUCAUCUAAUGACUGAGUAUGUUGUCACAAGAUGGUACCGUGCACCCGAGCUUCUAUUGAACUCUGCUGCUUAUACCGCAGCUAUCGAUAUUUGGGCCGUUGGCUGCAUUUUCAUGGAAAUGGUUAACCGUAAACCGCUAUUCCCCGGUAAUGAUCAAGUUCAUCAGCUUCGUUUGAUUAUGGAGCUCAUAGGCACUCCAUCAGAAGACGAUCUUGGAGCAUUGAAUGAAAACGCUAAGCGAUACUUAGCGCAGGUUGCCCCGCUUCCUCGCCAAUCUUUCACUGAAAAAUUCCCAAAUGUGCCUCCUUUAGCUAUAGACUUGAUGGAGAAGAUGCUACAAUUUGACCCUAGAAAGAGAAUCUCAGUUGAAGACGCGCUUACUCAUCCAUAUCUCAAAACGAUGCGCGACCCUACUGAUGAACCAGAGUGCACGACGCCUUUCAACUACGAAUUUGAGGAACAUCCACUCACAGAGGAGCAGAUUAAGGAGCUAAUCUACUGUGAAGCUCUAGCUUUCAAAUCUGAAGCAGCAAUAACUGAAAAGGAACCUUGA
This is a messenger RNA of Arabis nemorensis, 1086 nucleotides long. Lineage: Eukaryota; Viridiplantae; Streptophyta; Magnoliopsida; Brassicales; Brassicaceae. The record is from the annotation of a GenBank genome assembly.